Molecule: messenger RNA, 5352 nt
Organism: Neoarius graeffei (lesser salmon catfish)
Lineage: Eukaryota; Metazoa; Chordata; Actinopteri; Siluriformes; Ariidae
Gene: rassf5
Product: Ras association domain family member 5
Exons: 6
Coding region: 56-1588 (510 amino acids)
Biological process (GO): signal transduction
Cellular component (GO): nucleus
Source: RefSeq, a predicted model, not a curated record
GACUUUACCCGACUAUCACAAUUCAUCGCACGUACAGUCGGCCCGGCUGAAGGCGAUGGCGUCCGUUACGUUAGGACAACACCCGGGUCGGCACCACCUUGACUCAGAGAAGAUGUUCUUCCCCAAAUUGGCGGACAAGGGGAAGAAAUUAAUGCGCAAAUCGUCACAGGAGAAAAUGACGCGAGAGCGCGCGGCGGCAUCAGCAGCAGCACCGACAGUGCCAUUACUAAUGCACCGACCGUCUUCAGACACGAUCAGCGGGACAGGGUUAGAGAUGUGUGACAGCAGUGAUGCACAACCGCCACGUAGUACACCUACAGACGGGACGGCGGACGCGGACAGAGUCCCUGCGGCGCAGUGCGCACUGGAACGCGCGUUUAACGACGCGGCUCAGACGCGCAGCCGCACCGACGCGCCAAACGCCAACACGAACAACAACGGCAUCGUCAACAGAAAUCACCCUCGGAGAAGCUCGGCGAAAAACAUCAGCGAGCUUUCACCCCGGUCAGGAGGCAAACGCGUCAAGAUCAGGUCCCUAUCCGCAGAUGGAGAUGGGUUCGAAGGACUCCAGCUCGAGCGGCUCACGCAGGGCAGAAGCGGCGUCGUGAGGCUCAUGCGCAAUGAUCAGCGGAGGAGACAAGCGUGGUCCAUUUUCGAUCAAGGUGAGCCCAGGAUGAAGGAGGAAAAAGGAGAAGGACACCUUUUCGUCUCGCUCAGGGUCACGCAGGAUUGGUGCGACGCGUGCAACCGGCGGAUCAAGAGCGCAGCGCUCCGGUGCGAAUACUGCAGUUACACUUGUCACCUGCAGUGCGAGAACCAUGUUCAGCUUGACUGUAACCAGGCAAACAGGCAAAAAGAGGAAACGCCUACCGACUCCCCCUGCAGGACAUAUUCUACAGCACCUCCAACGAAGAGCACCGCUAAAGAGCACGAGGAGGAGAACCAACAGCCCCUCGCCGAGGAAGAGGUCAAGGCAAAGAUAGAAGAGUACAACUCUAAAGUGUCCGAAAAUGGAAUGAAACUAGCUGCUGAUGGCACCUACAAGGGGUUCAUUAAGGUCCACCUGAAGCUGCGGCGGCCGGUCACACUGCUAUCAAAGGACGCGAACAGCUCAGGGAACUCGGAGAACAGCUCAGCAGUGGGUGACAUUUCAGACAAACGCACAUCCUUCUAUCUGCCCAGUGAAGCUGUAAAGCAGCUUCAUGUCAGCAGCACCACCACAGUCAGAGAGGUCAUCGAGGGACUGCUCCGGAAGUUCAUGGUGCAGGACAAUCCACUCAAGUUUGCUCUCUACAAGAAAAUGCACCGCCAUGGACAGGAUCUUUUCCAGAAGCUUCCGGAUUCCGAGCACCCGCUAUUCCUUCGCCUGCUGGCGGGUCCUGAUCUCGAGAAACUCUCAUUCGUACUGAAAGAAAACGAGACUGGAGAAGUAGAGUGGCAUGCGUUCUCUGUGCCCGAGCUGCAGAACUUCCUGGCUAUCCUGGAGAAGGAGGAAAGGGAAAGGGUGAAGCAGGUCGAGCAGCGCUACAUGGCCUACCGUGAGAAACUCUUAGAAGCUCUGCAGGAAGUGCAGAACAAACCCGGCUAGUGCACUGAGCCUAUGGACAGACUCAUUAAAAAAAACUCUCCAUUGAGGAUUCCCCCAAACCCGCCUCAUGAACUCUGGAGCCGAGAGUGAUCAGAGGGGGUGGGGUGUGGGGGUGGGUCUGGACAUAAAGAACAAGGAAGGGGAGAGUGACGGAUCACACAGUCACGUCACUCAGGACGCAAACAGCACGCGCACGAAGAUCCAGGAGUGUGUUUUUGACUGACGUGGUUGGCGUUCGAAAAGGAUUUUGUCUGUCUGUCUGUCCACAUUUCUGUAAGAUGCUGCUGCUAUGACUGCUACUGCGAGUGUUACUUAGCAUGACUUCCUUUUUCUUUUUCUUUGCUAGCAUGUUCUCCAUCAGGGAUUUUUUUUUUUUUUGAAGUAGAAAAAGGAGCUAUAUGAAAAAAAUAAAUAAAUACCGUAGAUGUAAAUUUGGCGAUAAAGAGUCCGCAUUCCUGGAUGUGAACUUAAGUAAUUGAAUCAACGUAAAAGCUUAAUAUAAAUCUAAUUUAAAGGUCUGGAUCAUGUGCUGUAAAGAAAUCAAUACUCGCUCACACUCAUUCGCAUUUUACAGCAUAAUUUGUAUCUUGACUAAAUCCAUUAUGAACAAUGUACUGUAUUCCGACUGUGUUUCUGUACAAAUCAAUAUGCCAUUUGCUGAAAGCAUCCUCUGCUAUAGUCACACAGCUUUCAAAUCAAUAACCUGAGUAGCCAACACUGCAUAUUCAACUCAACCAAUCAGCACUGAUCAUAAUCUCUCAUCCAUAUACAUACAUGCAUGUGUACAUUUCCAACGACCUGGAAGCUUUUUCAGUCUAAUCAAUAAAUAUUAUAAAUUAGGCUGGACAAUGAUAAUAAAUUAUAAGUUCAAUUAUAACUAUAAAUUGUAAGAUACGUAUGUUCUAACGCAGGCAUCUCAAACCAAACCCUACAGAAAUGUGAAACGGCGAAAGCGUACAGGUAGAGUGUAUAAAGUGUGGGCUUUUUUGUAAAGAAGUGUGUUUCGUCUGUUCAUGCAUAUACAUACAGUACUGUGCAAAAGUCUAAGGUGCAUGGAAAGAAAUGCUGUCGACCAAAAAUGGCUUAAAAACAAUGAAAUGAAAUGUUUCAACAUGACAAAAAUACUAUAAACAGUCAUCAUUAAGCCAUAAUAAAUGAAACAAAGUCAAUAUUUGGUAUGAGACGACCCUUUGCUUUAAAAAGAAAUAGUAGUCUGAGGUAUGAGUGCAGUUUUAUACGGAAAUGAGCUGUAGGUUUUACUGAGCAUCUUACAGAACCAGCCACAGUUCUUCUGGACACUUUGUCACACUCGCUUCUUCAUUUUGCCGCAAAACCCAGGAGCCUUCAUUAUGUUUUCUUUUUUUCAUCUGAAAAGUGCUCUCUUAUAAAUUUAAAUAUGCUGCUCAAAUACAUUUUUUUUCUGUAAUAUUAUUUUGUGCUGGAAAACGAACGUUUGGACUCGAAAAUGUUUUUGUACCGACUCGAUAAUGUAGAAGUCAUAAAAUAGAAAUCUAUAACAAAGUUUGUAUGAAAAAAAAAAUAUAUAGGGUGCCUAAGACUUUUGCACAAGAUUGUAUGUACAUACAUACAUACAUACAUACAUACAUACAUAUAUAUAUUUAACAGUUAUUCCACAAAAUUGAGUCGUAUCUGCGCUGAUAACCGAUGAGGCGCGUACCACCGAGUCAGCUAUAAGCCAUGUACGACGAGAUUGAGAGGAAUAACUCUUUUAUUCUCUCCACAUUCACUGGAUUUUGAGAAACGGAGCAUUUUUAUUUUUAUUUUUUGCAAAUUCGAUGUAUAAAAACAUGACACAAAACAUCCGACAAAAUCAUUUGUGCUUAGAAUGUAAACAAACCGGCGAAAUGACAGGAGCAAUUUGUGAAAAAUGUGAUUAUAUAGUAAUAAUUCUUGAAAAGUAAAAAAAAAAAAAGAUACGUUCUUACCAUCAAAUAUUUUUAUCACAUAUUUUGUUGCUUUUUUUUGUAUUUUUUGGCGUUUUGUUUUCAAGUAGAGUUUUCAUUUCGUCCUCGGUUGGUUCAGCAAUACGCUCCGCCAUUUCGUUUUUCUCUACUCAUGGUAUAUGAGCUGAUAUCCUAGUAGUAGAGUAGCCAAUCAGAGCGCACGAUUGCUCAUAUCCAGUGAAUGUGGAUAGAACAUAUAUAUAUACACACACCGGUAUAAUACUGUAGCCUUGCUAAUCGUAUCAGAUCAUCAUUUCAGCUAAGCGGGCAAAGCGAGGCUGUGGGGUGUCUUUUUAUGAGCUGAGAAACACCACAAUGGAUUUUUACACCAAAGUUAACGGGGACAAAUGCGUCCAGUAUUUUGCAACGAUCCUAACAGGAAGUAUAUUUCAUGCCUCGUCAUUUAAAAAGUCGUUACUUGAACAAGAACAAACCACCAAGUGGUGAGCCAGAACUGAAAUAUCCUACAGUAUAUAAUACUCCUGGCUAUUUCGUAACGUAAGAAUGAUGUGCGUUGUAUUUUUGUUCUGAUUCUAAAAUAUUUCAGCAAAGGAUUAUUCAUGUUGCUUUGAAGUGUGCAUGAGAUUUCAUUCUGUCUGACACUGAAUAUCAUUAUAGAACUCGUAGCAAUGUUACUAGAAAGCACAGAAAGGUAAUGAGUAAUGAGAGAAGGUCAGCGAUGUGAACUGUACAAUCUGAUAAGAACAUCUGAGGUCCAGCCUAUGUUCUUUUUUUUUAAUGCUAAUUCCAUCUCUGCAAUACAAAUUAGUAGCCAGGGACAAUCCAGACUAACACUCUCUGUGUUAUGCGAGAAUGAUGGAAUGUUAGUCUUUUUUUUUUUCUCCAAUAUAAUCAAAUCUGUUGAGUUAACUGGACUCAAAUGAUCACUGUUAGAAUUCAUUUCACACGGGUUAGUUUUCCUGUAUAGACCUAACUACACACUAUGUCCAUAAAGGUCAUUUGACGGCUUCGUUUUAGAGCCUUGGAUGCUAGUGUCAAGGAAGGAUUUUUAAUGGUAGCCACAUCAUCGAAUCCCCAUGCCGAUGUCUAGGAUCCUUCGAAUUCUACUUUUUGCUUCAUUCAGAGAACUUUCAAGGAUGCUUGUGUGUAUUCUCUGCAUUUUUAAAGCACCAACAAUCUUAAACAUGGCCUUUUUAAUGGUGCACACUCGCUAGGAACUGUUAUGUGGUCUCCGAAUGCUAGGAAGGAGUUUUAUCUAGCUUCUGAAGGACCCAAGUUGGACUGAUACCAAGGAAGCGUCCUUGACUUUAAGAAAUACAGCUUGUCUCCACCUCUUUUUGCCCCUGUGCUACCCUGCUGGCUCUGAUGCUACUUUUACAAGUGCGCCUCCUAGAGCAUGGGAGGUAUAACAUACAGCCAUGAGCAAACUUGGUCGGAUGGGUCAAAAACUUUCUUUUGUCCUGUCCUACUUGCUCCUGUGUUCCCGCUGGCAGUGCCUUUUGUCUGUGUGUAGCCUUAUCUGAAUAUAUGUGUGUGUGUGUGUGUGUGUGUGUGUGUGUGUGUGUGUGUGUACUAUAUACAUAUAUGCUCUGUUUUCUGUGUUUAUCUGCCUCAGUAGUGAGGAUAAAUGCGUAAGAUUGAAAGAAUGAACAACUGUGUGCAUAUGUAUAAGUCUGUUUUUAACUUAUUUCCUGGUGCAUUUUUGUGUGUACAUUUGGGGUUGUGGACAAAUCAGUGCUCUCUGGCAAAUCCUUUGUUUUUGAGGAUUCAGAACUGGAUAUCAUCUCUAAAACUGUAAAGAUAAUGGACAGCGAAUAAAAAUAAAAGGUCAUCAUUUUA